Molecule: messenger RNA, 5061 nt
Organism: Saccoglossus kowalevskii
Lineage: Eukaryota; Metazoa; Hemichordata; Enteropneusta; Harrimaniidae
Biological process (GO): negative regulation of transcription by RNA polymerase II
Cellular component (GO): chromatin
Molecular function (GO): transcription corepressor activity
Source: RefSeq, a predicted model, not a curated record
CUAUGAUGCACCAAAAAGUUCACACCAUGUGUAUGAGAGCCAUGCUAUGACCCGAGGACUAGGGUAUGAUCAUCGGUCACUCCCACCACAUGAAAGUUCUAUUACACGUGGUCAACCAGUAACUUUUGAUGGUGGACCUGGUGCAGGAUCUAUAACUAGAGGUACUCCGAUCUCCCAUUCUGAAUCAGGUUCAAUAUCUCGUGGUACUCCUCUCGAACCACCACAUCACCAUCCGAUGUAUGGGGCAGGAAGUCGGAUGUCCCCAACUCAGACGCCGUAUGGUACAUGUGUUCCUACACUAGCCAGAGGACAGUAUGAAAGAGGAGCUUAUAGCAGCUCUAAAGAAACAAUAGCAGGUGACUUUAUGAUUGCCAGACAGAUGAGUCAAACUCAGUCUCCGUAUCCAAGCCAUGGUAGUAAUAAAGAUGCCAGACUCUCUCCUAGAGGUGUGGACACUGCCCACCCUGUCAAGCGUUAUUCCCCAACACAGUCGCAUAUAGUAGAACCACCAAAUCAUCCUAAUCCUGCAUAUGUAUAUGGUGCUGCACCAUUAGUAACACAGUCUCUUAUGUAUGUACCACAACACAAUAAAGUGUAUGUGCAUCCAGGACAUCAUCAGAUAUCUCCACAUGGACAUCAUACACUGAGUCCACAUGCUGUGGCCAGUGCACAUGGUGGUCAACAUGGUGGUCAACAUGGUGGUCAACAUGGUGGGCAACAUGGUGGGCAACAUAGUCAACAUGGUGGACAACAUAGUCAACAUGGUGGGCAACAUAGUCAACAUGGUGGGCAACAUGGUGGACAACAUAAUCAACAACAUAAUCAACAUGGUGGUCAAAUUAGCAGCCAGCAUAGUGGUCAACAUGGUGGACAGCACGGUGGUCAACAUGGGAUUCUACAUAGUGGCCAACAUGGAGGACAACAUCCUGCUGAAGGCCGAAUACAACAAACAGCAUCGCCGAUGCAACAACAUCGUGAAAGAAGCUCGCCAAAUCCAGCUUUGCAAACUAGCGCUGCUGGUGAAUAUGCCCAGCAACAUGUACUAUCACGGUCAUGGCCUCAUCAGCACAUGAAACAGCAUCACCAUGUGAGAGGUAAUAGUCCGGCUGGAGGGCCUACAGUUAGUGUGAGUAGUAGCUUACAACAUGGUAUGCCUGUCAGACAUCAUCCGUCAAUGGUGCCACAUUCUGUUAGUGGUGGUGGUACUAUGGUGUCAACAGCUGGGCCAGUUUCAGUUGGAUCACUGCCACCACAUACACAGGGUACACAUGGUACUGGCAGACAAACUCAGUCAUCUGCAGGACAACAUAGACAACAUCAUCAUCAUCAUCAUCAGCAGCAGCAGCAGCAGCAGCAGCAGCAGCAGCAGCAGCACACUCCUGGAUCAAUAUUUCCACCACCUACAACUACCUCUAACAGAGGUCAAACUAAUGGAAGUGAUGCAUUUAAUGUACUGGUUGACGCUGCAGUAUCAGCACCCACUUUGGAGAUUCCUAAACACAGAGCAAGGCAAUCUUCACCAGGCAUGCAAGUACAUUCCCCAAGAGGCGUUGCACAUGAGAAGCCACAAGAUCUGAGUGGACAUCCUGGAAUGCAUUACCCAACACGAAAGCAUUAUGAAUGGGAAAGCCAUCAUAGAAAUCAACCAGAAAGAAGAACAUCUAUGGAAGUGAUGAGAGAAAGGAAAGAAACGACACGGCCACAUGAACCCAAACCUGAAAAAUCUACAAAAGAAUCUGCAAGUAGUAGUGGUAACAGUAGUUGCAGCAGCCACGAGACACCAAUGCAUCAAGAAGCUUCUGCAAUAUUCGCAGCAUUGUUUGAAAAAGAUAAACAAACUGAAGUUGAAAAUGAACCAGGAAAGAAAUCAAAACCAUCAUUAACGGCCGCAAAUUUAAUUGAUGUUAUAAUUACAAGAUCAAUCAACCAACCAAUGUCAGCUAGUGAAGAACCUGCUGAAGCAAGUCGUGUUGUUAGAAAAGAAUCUGAUUCCACUCAGAAAGAUGAUUCAACAAAAAAGUUACAAUCAGCGGUAGAAUCCACUGGAGAGGGUAAAGGUCCUGAAAAGGGUGUUUCUGAAGAUGCUAGGACUGAGUUACACUCGUUGGUCUUCAGAAGAGAAAAGUUGAACCGUCCAAUCACUCUGGGAGAGCAUAUUGAUUCAAUUAUUUCUCAGGACUAUGGACGAUCUGUUGGGUCUGCAGAAUCUUCAUAUGGUUCUGAAACAGAAUCAGACACUAGUGUUGGUGGAAAUGAAGGAGCAGCCACUAAAUCUGUAACUAAAGACAGACGACAUCGGACUCCAACAUCAGAAAUGGCUUCAACAACUUUUAAUGUAUUGAGUAAGCCUGCAAGCAGUUCCAUAACUGGACCAUCUAGAAGAAGCAAUUCCCCUGAAACAAGUACGUCAGCUAGUAUUUCAUCUGCGACACAUUCAUCAUGUUUGAAUGAAUCAGACCGAAUGAUGAGUGGAUCUUUUGGUAAAUCCGAGAUGCGUUCCAUGCAAAGUAUGCUCAAUAUUGAUAUUGAGCCAAUCUCACCACCAGCACCUGACAGUAAUACCAGUGAGGCUACAGCUGUUAGUGGUACCUUUGCAGACUCUAGCAGGAAUACCUCUCUUUCAACAGAAUCAUUCCCUAAGUCACAAAGCAGUAAGCCUCGAUCAAUACCAAAAAAGCAGCUGUCCAUGAGGGUGCACCCUGAAGUAAGUGGUGCAAUAGCUGAUACAACACAUGAUAGCAAUGGAGGCACACCACCUACACCAGAUACUGGUCUGCAGCCAGAAUCAGGUUCAUCAGCAGAUCAACAUAAAUCUGCUAAACCAAGAAGCAGUCCAGAAGUAACUGAUAGUAGCAGAGUCGUUGCCACGUCUGCAGGACAUGUCUCUCCUUUUAGAAGUCGACCUGUUGAUAACAGUGAUAGAUACAAAGCAACCAGUAUGCUUAUAUCCACACAUAAGAGCAAAUCUACCUCGCCAACCAGUUCACAUUUCAUUACGGCAGACUCCAUAACAUCUAAGAUCAUACCGAAGAAACGGACAGGAUAUUUUGAUCUUCAAAAGUCGAUUGAAGAUGUCAUAGAUGCUACAUGGGAGCUGAUGUAUCCUCUGCCCAAACAGUUGAUUCAAGUCAAAAUCUUCAACUUCAUUCACAAAAACGUGAAGCUGAGAAUAUCUCUGAUAUAUCUGAUGCAGAAAGCUGUCAUGAGGCAGAAGUGUCUAUUUCAAGACGUGAAGCACAAGCCAGAUCUAGCAGUCCAAGGCAUUCAAGCACUGAUUCAGCCGAGACUGAUACUUCUAUAACUGCAACUACCUCAUGCGAAGGUGCAUCAGUCACUGCGACAGCCUCAUCAAGCAGCAUGGAAAGAGGACACCAUUCAGCUAAACCUGUCUCACCUGGACAAGAAUCAGAAGCACAAGGUAUUUCAAGUAGCGGUAAUGGUAAAAUGUCGCAGUCAGGGAUGCUACCUAAUUCGUCUGUAUCCCAUGCCAGUACGUCAGGAUCAUCUAUGAUUGGAAGCUCUUCACAUCCUUCCUCAUCACAAACUGGUUAUGCUAAUCCUUUUCCAUUUUCUGCCUUAUCUCUACGUGGACUUGGCAGUAACACUGUUGGCAUUCGUUCUGCACCAAGUCCUAUUAGUAGUUCUACUACCUCCAGAGAAAGAGAACCUGCUCCUCUGCUUUCAUCCCAGUAUGAAACACUAUCUGACAUUGAAUCAGACUAAAUUAACUAACUGACUCUGCUUCUGUGUGCAAGAUGUGAACCAUCAGGUAGAAACCACAUGGACUAACUUAUCCAAUCUUGAACAGUCUCGUACAAGUCUUGUCACAUAGUGUGGAACACCUAUUUUUCUAUUGCUCUAAAAAGUCUUAAAACAAUAACUUUGCUUUCAAGACACAAGACACAGUACUAAUAAGUGGUAUUUAUUGACUGAUUAUUAUCUACAAUAGAGUCAGUUAUGAUGUGUAUAAAUGCCUCAAAACUUCGCUCUGGUACAGAAUCUCAUGCUGGUAACACCAAGUCUCACUGAAACACUAAGCUUUACUUAGGACCACCGAGCCUCACUUUUGUACCACUGAGCCUCACUUUUGUACCACUGAGCCUCACUUUGGUACCACCGAGCCUCACUUUGGUACCACCGAGCCUCACUUUGGUACCACCGAGCCUCACUCUAUUACCACCAAGCCUCACUUUGGUACCACCGAGUCUCACUCUAUUACCACCAAGCCUCACUUUGGUACCACCGAGCCUCACUUUGGUAACACCUGGAGCGAGUUAUUUAUAGCAGUUACGAGUGUCUUCUUUGAUUGUAAUCAGUAUUUACAAUCAUGUUUGCUAUUUUUGAAGUCCUGAAAAAAUUGUGUACCUAACAUUGUUCAUGUGAAAUGUGUACCUGAUGAGUGGAUAAGACAGUGUCUUAUUUUUAGGACGUAGAAACAUUUAUAUUUUAACUCUAUAAACUAACUACCUGUACAAUAAUCAUGAUUUAACUCAUUGAUUAUCACAUGCAGUGUUGUCCCCCCUCCCCCAAGUCAUAUGGUCAUUCUUAGAAUUUUCCUUUAUGCAUACUACAGAGGGUCAAAGGAAAUAUAUAUAUAUUAUAAUUAUUAUUUUUUUUGCUUACAUGUUUAUUUUUGAAUUUAUGUAUGUUGCUGGAUGCUGGAAUUUCAUUGGACUGCUCCACCUUGUUUAUUGCUCAGUGGAGUUGAUAUUUUUAUCAUUAUUCACAAAUAUUUAUGUAAACAAGGUGCUCCUUGUGUUAAAGCGGGGAAGUCGUCACCUGCGCAUACGUCCGAUGCCCAUAGCGUGUCAUUGUUUACAAACAAGCAUCUACACAUGAGCCUGUGCGUUUUUAGCGUGUGUUAUCGUCGCUUGGGACUCAAUUUCUGCGUGUACGCAGGUAACGACCCUUCUGCUUUAAGCUUUGUAGAUUUGUGAAUACUAUCGGCAGUGUAGUUACAUUAAGUACAUGUGGUACACAUAAACUUCAUCAUGUGAAUUUAUUCUUGAAAACGUGGCUUCUCAAUAAAAAAAUUUUGUUGAAAUCAAAAAAAAAAAAAAA